Molecule: messenger RNA, 762 nt
Organism: Colletotrichum tamarilloi
Lineage: Eukaryota; Fungi; Ascomycota; Sordariomycetes; Glomerellales; Glomerellaceae
Exons: 2
Coding region: 1-762 (253 amino acids)
Source: RefSeq, a predicted model, not a curated record
AUGCCGAUACCUGCACAAGCCACACGAUUGAAGUGGGGAGUCUUUGGCAUCCUCUUGGCGGUCAACAUCAGCGUCUUCUGUAUCUGGAUUCCAGCUCGUCUUCAGAUCAACGAGACUUACAUUCACAUCAACGAGAUCUGGGACAGGAUAGAAAAGGGCAUCUUUCUUCUUGUGGAUGCUGGACUGAACCUUACCUUCAUCUAUCUGGUCAAGUCGCGGCUAAUUGCUAGCGGCUUGACUAAGUACACGGCCCUAUUCCGAUUCAACCUGGCCAUGAUUGCAGUCUCAAUGUCACUUGAUUUCCACCCGCUAGCCUAUUUACUCAAACUACAUAUCGAAAUGGGCAUGGCAGAUCUGAUAGCAAAGGUCGUCAAGGCCUCAAACCCCAUGCGCCCACACGCCGAAACGAGGAGAGACAGCAACGAAGGAGCGCCAGAUGCGAACAAGAACUCAUUAUCGAAGUCGAGGUCCAGAAGAUUCUCGAUGCCCUACGUAGCUGGGAGGUGGAUGUUGAGCUCGGAGAAUGUACAACCCAAAAGAAACACCGUAGGGCCAGAACUCGAGCUCGGUAUGCCGGCCAACACAUUCUCAGGGAGGGCGGCAGAGCCAGAGACUACGCCACACCCUCGUUCUCUCUCUCGUCACAUAACUGAACCGAAUGGGAUACCUGGGCUGGGUAUGACGCCACAGUCAAGGACUAGUCGCCAGGAUUCUAGUAGUACUGUGAGGGAGCAAGACCAGGAUGUUGCGUGGUAUGUUUAA